This is a messenger RNA of Alexandromys fortis (reed vole), 3304 nucleotides long. RefSeq names its product RIC3 acetylcholine receptor chaperone (gene Ric3). The record is from RefSeq and is a predicted model, not a curated record. Gene Ontology annotation, cellular component: neuron projection; intracellular membrane-bounded organelle; neuronal cell body. NCBI's taxonomy places the organism in Eukaryota, Metazoa, Chordata, Mammalia, Rodentia, Cricetidae. Gene Ontology annotation, biological process: protein localization to cell surface; synaptic transmission, cholinergic. The coding region runs from base 344 to 1303 and encodes 319 amino acids. The transcript has 7 exons.
GCAGCCAUGGCGUACUCCACGGUGCAGAGAGUGGCGCUGGCCUCGGGUCUUGUCCUAGCCGUAUCGCUGCUGCUGCCCAAAGCCUUCUUGUCCCGCGGGAAGCGCCCGGAGCCGCCGGCGGACCCCGAAGAGUGAAGAUCUUCAAGAUCAUCUUUAAACUCUGUGAUAAUCCUGAACCGUGGAGAGUUGUAAAACCCCCUUUCCCCAGCUGAACUAGCUUAAAGAAGUACUAUGGAAUGUGAGUGGAAGACACUUCUGCUUCUCAGUGUUGUGGGGUAUAGCGUUCAUUGUAGAUGUGACUGCCUUCCUUAAAAACCCAGGAAAACUGGGCCGAUUUCCACCUAUGAUGCAUCACCACUCAGCGUCCUCAGAUGGGCAGAUGCCUGGAGCUCGUUUCCAGAGGUCCCACCUUGCAGAGGCCUUUGCAAAGGCCAAGGGAGCAGGCGGAGGUGCUGGAGGAGGGGGCGGUGGAAGAGGACUGAUGGGCCAGAUCAUUCCAAUCUACGGCUUUGGAAUUUUUUUGUACAUACUAUACAUUCUGUUUAAGCUUUCGAAGGGUAAAACUGCGGAAGAUCGCAACUGCUCCACUGCCCCACCUGGGAACGCCCAUAGGAAGAUCACCAAUUAUGAGCUUGUUCAACUGCAAGAAAAACUAAAAGAGACAGAAGAAGCCAUGGAAAAAUUAAUCAAUAGAGUGGGACCUAAUGGUGAGAGCAGAGCACAGACUGUGACAUCUGACCAAGAGAAACGAUUACUGCAUCAGCUCCGAGAAAUCACGAGGGUCAUGAAAGAAGGCAAGUUCAUUGACACAUCUACUCCAGAGAAGGAAGCUGAGGAAGCCCCUUACAUGGAGGACUGGGAAGGUUACCCUGAAGAGACUUAUCCAGUGUAUGACCUUUCCGAUAGUAUCAAGCGUAGGCAAGAAACAAUCCUGGUGGAUUACCCUGAUCCAAAAGAGCCCUCUGCUGAAGAAAUAGCUGAACGAAUAGGGGUGAUGGAAGAGGAAGGGUCAGAGCAUUUGAGCUGGGAUCAUUUGCCCACUGACCCUGGAGCCCAGGAAGAUAAUUCUGUUACCCUGUGUGAUCCUAAAGCAGAAUCAUGCUCCUGCUGUUUUCAUGAAGAAGAGGAUCCUGCUGUCUUGGCAGAGAAUGCUGGUUUCAGUGCAGAUGGCUACAGUGAGCAAGAGGAAGCCACCAAGGAAGACUGGUCCCAAGACUUCACAACUGAGGGGUUGGCAAUCAGCACUGAUAACACACACGUGGGUGGCAUGUUGAGGAAGCGCAACCUCCAGAGUUUAGAGUGAAAGCAGCCUGUUUGAUGAUGUAUCCAUUACUCUACUCCCAAGGUAUCUUUCCUUAAUUUCAUCCAUGGCCCUGUGCCAUCUGUAUUCAAUAGCAUAGUUUUGGGCCACUACCAUGGAUAUUAUUUAUCCUUCCUGGUGCUUGCUCACCUGUCUCCUUGUAAAGUAGACAUUAGUGUGAACACAGGACAGCAUCAUCUCUUCCUGCCUUUCUGCAUCAGAGACACUAACUCAUUAGGUAAUUAUACUUGUUUGAUUGUGCCUGGAGGUGGUAUCACCUGUGCAAAGAUCUGACCCCUCCACAUAGGGGUAACAGAAGGUUUACCUAUGAAUGAACAUUGAUUAGCAGAUGUUGGGGACUUAAGGUUUUGAAAAUGAAGAUUAUAGACUCCCAAAUGCCUUAUUCUUUUGAACUUGUUAGUAGUCCCCAAGAAGAACAUGCUCAAUUGUGAGGAUGAGGGGCCCAGAGCACACAGCAGGACAGCUGACUGAGCUGUAGCCUCCCCUCAGAACCUUCUAGGUUAAGAUAUCCCGGCUCCUCUGGAGUACACACGACUUUUUGGAGACCAUUUUGCUUGUAUAUCACCUUGAUCUCUAGCUAUCCAUGUCCUUACUCUGUUGAACAGAAUUGCCAAUCCAGAAGCACCUUUAUAUGUCCGGUCUGCGGCUAGGGGAAAUUUGAGGCUUAAGUCUGAGUCCUACAAAGCUGAAGUUUGAGGCUGUUGAAGCUCCAGGAUGGCCUAAGUAUAGUGGUCCUUCCAUGAGGAGGUCAGGGGGCCAAGGCUCCACGUCUUUGUGAGGCAGGAUGAAACCUGUGAAUCCUAACAAGGGCGAGUCAAUUCAGUUCCAUGUAAGACCUGCAAGUUGAAAGAAGGUGUGUCUCUAAGGACAUGCCCAGCCAUGAAAUGGGAAGCCCAAAAGUUAAGUAAUUCUGUGAAAGUUGGAUAUAGUCUUUAGAGCUCUAUUGUGCCUGGUCUGAAUAUGAUGCCAGAAAACAGUGUGGACCACUCAGGAACACACUGGCUGCCAUCAGAAGGUAUGGGGCCACAGCAAGAUAAUCACUACUACAAAGAUUUACGUGUUUGGUGAACUAGAAAAGGCCCUGGAUAUUGAGUCUGGAAAUCCACUGCACUGCAUUGAUUCCUGUAUAGAACACUGAUUGAAAUGGCGAAGAAUGCAGUUAGCGUGGACUAAAGAUAGUCUUGGUGUAACUAAGUGUAAAAAGCAAUGUAGGUGCUCUUGUUUUGCAAAAUGUUUUCUGUGUGGGUCCCUCAUCCACUGUGUGAAGUUGAUUUAGGAUAGCCCCGUGUUCUCACUUUUGUCCACAGGAUACGAUCUCCUUAUCACAACUUGUUUCUCUCAUUCACUCAUCCAACAUUGCCUCAUGCCGAGUACAAAAAGGUUGAGUUUGUAUCUUAAAGAGUUCCAUUUUACUAUGGGAGUUUGACAGAUGCACUGAAGACUAUAGGAAGGCUCGAGAUUGUGGAUUCUUUGGGCACAGAAAACUGGGUCCUGAUGCUUCCCUGCACCUCUGUCUGUAGAGUUGUGGAUUGGUUCCUUAGGCAAUCUGAGCCUGGUGUGGGCAUCUGUAAAGUGAGGGUUGUAAAACGCAGGUCUCUCAGGGUCUUAAGCUGUAAAUGAGCUAGUUGGUGUGCACAGGGCAGCCUGUGGUGUGCACAGGGCAGCUUAACAGGCUCAGGCAUGAUAGAAUAUCACAUGGCUGCUAUUUUAUUACAGUGUGGACCCAAAACUACAGGACCAUGCAAGAACAGGAAUGCUUUUCCCAAAGUAGCAAUAAAUUUCCAAAGAGACUUUAUGUCACACUAAGAACAUGGGCAAGGAAGAGAAAGGACAUUCUGGCAGAAAGAAUGGGUUAGCAAGAACAGUGGGGUGUGUAAAUGGAUAUUCGGCUGAAAAGUGUUAGAGUCAACUCUGUUAUUAUUGGGGUGAGCUAUGGAAACAGUUCCUGCCAAAAGGACCAAUUAAAGUUCUUGCCACUGUGGA